Molecule: messenger RNA, 1815 nt
Organism: Zerene cesonia (dogface butterfly)
Lineage: Eukaryota; Metazoa; Arthropoda; Insecta; Lepidoptera; Pieridae
Exons: 12
Coding region: 1-1815 (604 amino acids)
Source: RefSeq, a predicted model, not a curated record
AUGUACAAGGAACUUAGCGAUGAUAUGUUGACCACUAACCCAAUUCAUCCAAACACGCGCACGCACGUGUCAUCGCCGGACGUCGGUUGUAUCUUCCCGGACGUCGAUCCGUUUUCGCCGGUCGCCAUGAAGUAUAACAGGGACAUGCCGAAGGUUACGUGCAAGGGGAAGGAUUGGGUCGAGUGCAAUAUGUCAGAAUGUUAUGUUAAAAAGGAGAUAUUGGAUACAAAAAGGGACAUCACCUGCGUAUACAAAGAUAUCAUAUACAUAGAUGAUGAUAAUUAUAAAAUCGGUGAUGGAGUCAAGUUGUCUGGUGAUGAAAAGUAUAUACUCAAUCAAAGUGAUUACUUUAAAGUGUCGUGUUUUGGCUACGAUAAGAAGGGUUUCGGCCUGUUGUCUCACAGAUGGCAGGGCUACAUAGCCGGCGUGCGCCAGGUGAACCGCAGCGUUCCCGCCUCGCGUGAGAACAGCCUAAACGUGCUCAUACUGGGCUUCGAUUCGACGUCGCGUAACGGCUUCGUGCGCAAGAUGCCUAAGAGUUAUAGGGUGUUGGUGGACGAACUGGGAGCGGUGAUCAUGAAUGGGUACAACAUAGUGGGGGACGGCACGCCGGACGCGCUGUUCCCCGCGCUGUCGGGGCGCCACGAGUGGCAGCACGCGAGCGCGCGCCGCGUGCACACGCGCGCCAAGCUCGACCCCGAUCUGUUCAUAUUCAAAGAGGCCGCGGACGAUGGCUAUCAAACCGCUUACUACGAGGACAUGCCGUGGAUCGGCUCCUUCCAAUACCGAUACAAUGGCUUCUCGAAACGUCCCGCGGACCACUACCUGCGCCCGUUCCUCAUGGAGGAGGCGAAGGCCGGGACGAAAUGGUGGACCGGCACGAGGAAGCGGUACUGCAUCGGGGCGAAGCCGCAGUACAAAGUCUUGCUCGAUCUGACCAAGCAGUUCAUAAGCAUCAAAUCGAAGACGUUCUGCUUCACGUUCAUAGCGGACAUCAGCCACGACCAGUUCGAUCUGAUCUCCACGGCCGACGACGACCUGGUGGACUUCAUGCGACAUCUGAAGGACUCCCACGUCCUCAAUAACACUCUGUUCAUUUUGAUGGGAGACCACGGGCCGAGAUUCUCGGAGAUGCGGCGCAACACGUACCAGGGCAAAAUGGAGGAGCGCAUGGCGUUCAUGGCCGUGACCCUGCCCCGGGACCUGCAGCUGGAGAGACCCCGGGCCGCGGCCCACCUGCGGGCCAACAGCCAAGUGCUGACGACCCCCUUCGACGUGCACACCACGGCGCUGGACGCCAUGGGGCUCCGCCUUCGCGCCAGCAACUUUACCGUCGCGGGCAGUCGUAUGCUGCGCGGCCUCAGCAUGUUGGAACCGAUAGCGUCGUCCCGCACGUGCGAGGACGCGGGCGUGCUGCCGCACUGGUGCGUGUGCGCCAACGUGCGCUGGCGCGACGUCGGCGCCACCGACGCCGCGUACAAAGCGCUCGCUGCCGCGCUCACGGAAUUCAUCAAUAACGCUACCGCCAGCAAGCGAGAGUUGUGCGCGGCGCGCGAGAUCGUGUCGGUGCGGUGGGUGGUGCGGCGCGACCGCAGCGGCGCCGCGCGGCGGGACAGCCACGCGUACUAUCAGAUGAUGGUGGUGAUGAGUCCGAAACGCGCCGCCUUCGAAGCGACAAUCAGGCACAACGUACUGACGGACCAGUACAUUGUCAGCGAUCGUGAUAUAUCUAGGAUAUCUGCAUAUGGCAAGGAGCCAGCGUGUCUGAAUGGUACAAGCCCACAUUUGGAUAAAUUCUGUUAUUGUAUCAAAUAG